This is a messenger RNA of Leptonychotes weddellii (Weddell seal), 498 nucleotides long. Lineage: Eukaryota; Metazoa; Chordata; Mammalia; Carnivora; Phocidae. The record is from RefSeq and is a predicted model, not a curated record.
CCCGGCGGAUAAAGAUGGCAAGGUCUCUCAUCCAAGCGUGCCGUAGUCUGGCUCUCUCAACAUGGCUGCUUUCCUUUUGUUUCGUGCAUCUGCUCUGCCUGGACUUCACCGUGGCUGAGAAGGAGGAAUGGUACACCGCCUUCGUGAACAUCACCUACGCGGAGCCCGCGCCGGACCCCGGGCCCGGAGUGGCGGGCGGCGGCGGCACCGAGCUGCACACCGAGAAGACUGAGUGCGGGCGCUACGGGGAGCACUCGCCCAAGCAGGACGCCCGCGGGGAGGUGGUCAUGGCCAGCUCGGCCCACGACCGCCUAGCCUGCGACCCCAACACCAAGUUCGCCGCCCCGGCCCACGGCAAGAACUGGAUAGCCCUCAUCCCCAAAGGCAACUGCACGUACAGGGAUAAGAUCCGGAACGCGUUCCUACAGAACGCCUCCGCGGUGGUCAUCUUCAACGUGGGCUCCAACACCAACGAGACCAUCACCAUGUCCCAUGCAG